AUGGCGCUGCCCCCCCUGGGGGAGCUCCGGGGGCCCCGCCGGGGCAGCCUGCCCCUGCCCCCCAGGAACCAGCUGCGGCGGGAGGCAGCGGUGGAGGAGCCGGACUCGCCCCCCGAGUCGCCGGGGGGGUCGCCAGGGGGGCCCUACCGGGUGGUGCUGGCAGGCGAAAGCGGCGUGGGGAAGACGGCGCUGGCCGGCAUCUUUGGGGGGCUGCCGGAUGGAGCCCCCCGCGAGGACGAGCACCCCGCGGACACGUACGAGCGCCGCCUGUCGGUGGACGAGGAGCUCACAACCUUGAUCCUCUACGACGUCUGGGACCAGGGUGAGGUGGGCGGUUGGCUGCAGGAGUCGUGUCUGCAGACGGGCGACGCCUUCCUGCUCGUCUUCUCGGUUACCGACCGGCGCAGCUUCAGCCGCAUCCCCCAGACCCUGCUGCGCCUGCGGGAGGGGAGCCCCCACCCCGACCCCCCGGUCAUCCUGGUGGGCAACAAGAGCGACCUGGCACGCUCCCGAGAGGUCUCGCUGGAGGAGGGCCGCAGUCUGGCCGUGAUGCUGAGCUGCAAACACAUCGAGACCUCGGCCGCGCUGCACCACAACACGCGGGAGCUUUUCGAGGGGGCCGUGCGUCAGAUUCGCCUGCGCCGUCGCCGGCCGGCUGGGGACGGGGGCGCGGGCGGGCGCCGCGAGAGCCUCACCAAGAAAGCCAAGCGCUUCCUCUGCAGCCUGGUGCCACGCAACGGCCGCUUCUUCAAGCAACGCUCCAAGUCCUGCAACGACCUCUCCGUGCUGUGAGCCGGCCCUUUAAGAGGCAGCCGGCCCACGAGCUGCUCCCGGGCGCAGACUCCUACAGGCCCCUUGGCGUCGCACUUUGCCAGCAGGGGGAGACUUCAUGUUUGUCCUCUGUCCUUGCGCGCAUCCCCUUUAAGAUGACCUUAAAGGCGCUGUGUUUAGUUGGACAUCGGGGACGUAGCGCACCGGAGGUUUUUUUGUCUGCCGUAGCCACGCGCUUUUCCCCUUUAAGAAGGUGGUGAAGGAGCCGUGGCAAUGGGACAUGCCAGGACGCCUUUGUGCUGGAUUUUGUUUGCCAGUUGUGCGCGUCGCCUUUAAGAGGGUCUUAACAGCGCCACGUCGCUGGAGAGACCUGGCCGCCUGUGGGCUGGGCUGCUUCCUUGUGUCUCUCCCCUUUAAGAGGGUCUUAAAUCUAGGCAAGUUUUUAAGGUACCACCUCCAGGGAGAAUUUGUUAGUUGCCCUCCAUGUUUGCACACUUCACCUUUAAGGGGGUAUAAAAGACCUUCUCCAAGCCAAAGCCUGUUUUAUUUGCCUGCCACACUUCUGCCCCUCACCUUUAAGAGGAGAUUAAAGGUGCCAGCUUGGAACUCUUUUGAACAGGCGGCUGAUGGAGGCUUUAAACUGGAUUUAAUAUUUGACCUCUGCAAUUGUGCGCUGCACCUUUAAGAGGAUUUUAAAGGCAUGGACUUCGAUUGAGCCUUAUUUGUCCUCCACAUUUCUUGAAUACACCGACCUGAGAAUGUUACACAGAGACACUGUCUGGCUUUGUCCUGGACUCAGUAUUUACCCUCCACACCUGGGCACCUCACCUUUAAGAGACUCUUAAAGUCACCAGCUGGGGAACCAGUUAAUCAGCUACUUCAGCGCUUCAUCCUGGAAGUUUUAUUUAUUUACUGGUCUCCAGAUUUGUAUAUGUUUCCUUGCAUGCGCUCUUAAAGGUACUGGCCUUCC
Molecule: messenger RNA, 1741 nt
Organism: Gopherus flavomarginatus (Mexican gopher tortoise)
Lineage: Eukaryota; Metazoa; Chordata; Testudines; Testudinidae
Gene: REM2
Product: RRAD and GEM like GTPase 2
Exons: 4
Coding region: 1-792 (263 amino acids)
Cellular component (GO): plasma membrane
Molecular function (GO): GTPase activity; GTP binding; calcium channel regulator activity
Source: RefSeq, a predicted model, not a curated record